CAUGUUCGGAUGGUUGUAGUUUAAAUUGACUUUUAAUUUCAUUAUGAGAUUUGACGAAAUGCAAACGUGGAAAAGAGAGAAAGAAAUAGCUAAAGCUCGAGAGAAAGUUAUCGCACUUCGUGAAAAGCAGGCAGCUAAGGAUCAGAAGAUGAUGCGACGAGAGAAAAUUGUAGAGGAUGGAAAGGUUAAUGAUUUUAAGAGGGUUCUACAAAAUGCUCGAACAGAAGUCCUUCAAGAGAAAGCUCUCAUAAAAGAAAAAAAAGAUUCCGAAAAAGUUUGCUGGGACAAAAAAUGGACUCAGAAACUUGCGGAGGAAGUUUCAAGAUUGAAAAGCGAAGAAAUAAGCGAGCAAAAACGACGCCAGCUGCUAAGAUCGACUUCCGUCGAACUUCGCCAAUUGGAGGAGCAACUGCGAUCCGCCUAUGCUGCUAAAACGGUGCAAAUUCAAAUAAAGGAGCAGGAGGACAUUCGGAAGAACACCAGAUGCGUGGAAUUGCAGCAGGAUAUAAUGAUUAAGGGUUGGUUUCAGAAUGAUACCUCUGAGCAAGAGAAUUUCGUACAAGAUCGUGAGAAGAAGGAACGUUAUCGUAGGGAUUUGCAGGAUCAGCUUACAAUCAAUUACAGAAAGCGCCAGGAAAAAUCUAAAGAAAAAGAAAGGGAACGAGAACGUGCAGAGGAAAUCAGUCAGGUCCUUAGAAAAGAGGAGAUGGAAAAAUCCAGACAAAAGAAGGAAAUGGCAGUCAGGCUCAGGGCAGAGGAAGAAGCGUUUCUGAGGGCCAAAGAAAUAAGGAAAUGCAAGGAAAAGGAAGCUCUAAUGGAUGAAUCUAAUCGUAUCAAACGCAUCACCUCAGAGAGAGAAAACCAGAAGAGAAGAAGUUCUGAUACUGAGGCUGAAAACCUAGCUAAUAAAGAGAGAAUGCUGGAAAAAAUGGCUGUACGAAUGUUGGAUGAGGAGAUGAAAAAAAGAGAACGCGAGGAUAUCAUCAAUACGGCAUACGAAGAGGAAGAGAAAAGUUCCAUGCAAGCUAAAUUGAGAAACGAAUCCCUGGAGAAGCAACGACAAGCAAAGGACUUACUGGAAGACAUGCUGAGACAGAAGAAAGCCAUUGUAGAACUCAAGGUGCAGAAUUCUGCCGAUGACAACGCGUUUGCUCAAUACAUAGCAGAACAAAACCAAAUAGCCAUCAACCGAGAGCAAGAAAAGGACCAGACCAGACGACGGCUAGGCAUUUGUUAUGGAGAAGACUUGAAAGCUGCAAUAAUGAAUAAAAAAAUACUUCAUGACGAAGAAUUACUCAGAAGACAGGAGUCAAUAUGCAAUGAUGAGAAAGCAGAAGCCGUAAGGAGACAGCAAAUAUCUCAGGAACGUCUGAUGAUACUCCAGGAGCAUGCUACUCGACUUCAAGGAUUUCUCAAAGUGAAAGGAACAACACUUAAAAAUUUUGAAAAAUCUCUCUCUUAAGACAACGUGCCGAGAAGAAUCCGCACAAUCAAGUCAAACUUGAAAUUUAUAGUGUACAUUUGAUAUUAAAAAAAAAUACAGAGACAAUUUCAUAUUUUUAAGAAUCGAUAUUCGGAAUUAUUAAUAGCAUGCUUUAAUUUUAAGUUUGAUUUUAGUAUUUAAAUUCUAAAUAUU
This is a messenger RNA of Belonocnema kinseyi, 1636 nucleotides long. Its product is annotated as meiosis-specific nuclear structural protein 1-like. Gene Ontology annotation, cellular component: motile cilium. Gene Ontology annotation, biological process: cilium organization. The transcript is spliced from 4 exons. The record is from RefSeq and is a predicted model, not a curated record. Bases 44 to 1462 code for a protein of 472 amino acids. Lineage: Eukaryota; Metazoa; Arthropoda; Insecta; Hymenoptera; Cynipidae.